Molecule: messenger RNA, 2044 nt
Organism: Amoebophrya sp. A25
Lineage: Eukaryota; Dinophyceae; Syndiniales; Amoebophryaceae
Source: the annotation of a GenBank genome assembly
AUGUUUAACCUCGACGUUUUUAACGAAGCCAAAAAACGGUAUCUUGUUGCGAAUCAUCAAGUUUCGGAGCUUAAUUUUGCCUGUCCAAGUGAGCAGAUGCUGCAACUUCUCGCUUCAGUGGAGAAAGAUGGCAAGAAACUUCACAAAUCGCUUCUCGGCCACAUGAAGAAAAUACUGGCUUUAUGCUUCGUUUGGGAAAGCGAUAGCGAAUAGCAAGUUGUAAAACACAUUGUUGAAGAGCUUCUCCCUUCGCUCUUGGUUCCUCAUGGAUAGCUACUCGUGUGCAUAGAAAAAAAAAGACCUCGAAAAUGAAAUCAAAUACAACAAAUUCGGGUGAGCAUCAUCAUGGCCCCCUCUGAUACUAUCAUACAUUAUCUUCACUUCUAAUUUCGGUAGCAACGCAAAAUGCUGACGGGAAGUUGAGCGCGAAAGCAUUAACGAUGUACAACAAGGAUACCGAAUUCGCACACUUGAAGCAGAAGCUGAGGGAUGUACUUUCAAAUUCCUUUCCAAACAUUUUUUUGAAAUUUUCCUUUCCAAACAUGGCUUUAGUGGCGCAAAUAUUAACAGGGGAAUGAUACAUGAUGGAAAUAUGUCAAUUUGAUAUUUUGAACGAAUUGUAAUUUACAGGUAAACAAGCUUACAUACCUGAGUACUAUCGGAUAAUCCGCAUGAGCAUAAGCAUGUUGACUGUCAUCAAAUUAAUCCACCCGGCAUAGUCAGGCCCGUCAUUGGAACGCUAAUGUUGGGAAGCAAUAUCUGCGAAUCGCACCAGACAUCAUUCAUUCUUUGGUUAAUCAAAUCGGGAAGGAGUCUCCCGCUAGCCGCGAUCUUUUGGUGGACAUUUACCAAGGAGCGGUGUCGCCGGUAACAAGUCAGAAGUGCUGCCUAAGAAAUUAUUGUUUAACAUACUCAAUGACCGCGAAUAUCUUCAUUUUGAUUUUUCAUCAUGACGCAUACAUAGAUACCUUCUUGUCAAUGUCAACAAGUUAAAGUUCUUGAUCAUGAUGCUGAACAAGUACAAGACCUUCUUAGCACAUUAAACCACAACAGGUCCGCCGCCGUACCCCUGCAAGGACUUCGAACAAAUUGAGUACUUCAUCGCAGAGAAGCCAUCGUUUUACUAACUACUCGGCCACUUUUCCGAACAACCUUUCACCACGACAAGUGUUGCUCCAGAAGUUGAUGGCGCUAUAUCGUUUCCUCGCAGCGCUCCUGUCAGAGGAAGAGUUUGAGGCUCAGAGGUUGGAGCAGACCGUAAACUUCAUGGAAACUGAACUGAAAGGGCUCUACGAGUCUUUUCACGACAACAUGAGGGCGUCGGCCUAGUCUAAAGUACGGACUACGGCCACAACAUCACAUGCUGCUCAUGUUGUACAAGAGGUACAAACGGGUAGUGAAAUGCGAUACUGCAAAGAACGCGGACGAGUACCGGAACCAAGAGAGCAACAGCAACAAGUAAAAAGAUAUAAAAAAGGGAGCUCUAAAAAUAAGAUUUUGAAUUCAGAUAGAAUUAUGAAGACGCGCAAACUAACACUAUGACAAAGAACAGCAUAUGACGUAUGAAACAUCAGAAAGUACACAAACGCGAGAAGUUAUGCAUAUCUACUGGAUAGAAGGAUUAUGAUUAUGUAACCAACAGAACUAUUUCGAAUGAAAGCGAAUGAUCAUGAUGAAGAACCUGAACAGGAUAAUAGAGUGUUACAAUUUUUAAUUACUCGAAGAACUUUUUCUUACAGUGACAGCACAGGCAGAGCCCGCACGAAGUCUUUUUUGCAGAGUCAAUUUUGUAGUAGUAGAUGUAGAUGAGCUAAAUACGCGUACAACGCAGUUACUUAGAGGCACCGUCUGAGUCACAUCGGUCUCCAGCACUGUUUUUAUGCACGUAGAAGUCUUCAAGACAGCCACGUAUUAUCCGAUACGACACACGCGUAAGGCCACCUAGCGCUCGCCAAGCGCGAAGGAGAUUUGACAAGUUGUACCACCAACAAUGUGACUGAGCAAUAUCCUCUCACAGAAAUCAAAAUGACUCAGUAGACGUAGA